This is a messenger RNA of Desarmillaria tabescens, 1764 nucleotides long. RefSeq lists its product as uncharacterized. NCBI's taxonomy places the organism in Eukaryota, Fungi, Basidiomycota, Agaricomycetes, Agaricales, Physalacriaceae. The record is from RefSeq and is a predicted model, not a curated record. The coding region runs from base 1 to 1764 and encodes 587 amino acids. The transcript is spliced from 5 exons.
AUGUUCACUGAUGAUCUCGAAACCGGUUUUCGAGGCAUGUUCUCAAAGGCAAAAUUUGCCGAAGCAAUUGUGAAGGAUCACAAUAGCCGACAGAAACAGAAGGACUCGGAGCAGAAGGACCUUCCCAAAGCUCCAAGCUCAGCCAUUCAGAAUGUCCGGAAGCGAGCCAUUCUUCGAGAUUGGCCUCGAGAUCCCAAGGGCCCCGUCAUGAAAUCGACACCUCCUGGUAAAUUCGCAGGUAAUAACCAGCCUUUGUGGGGUGCCACUGUACUGGAUUUUUUCCGCACGAUGCGUAUACCGGAUUGUCCAUAUCUAUCGACGAUCUCUACUGGGAGCAAGCUCUGUGCAUGGAUGAAAGAGAUUGGAGAGCUUGAGCAUGCGAAAGACGAGAUCGCCUGGGCUGAGCAGGAGGCGGAACCUGAGGAGCUAUUCCCAUGUGAUAUGGCACUGAUACUCAGGGAUGAUGACCAUCGACCACCUUUCAUACAAAAAGGGUUCGAUGAAAAGUUUAAAAUCGAAGGAGGCAGAAUUUCCGCCCAGCGCUACGUUCACUUCCAAAACCGUCUUCCACUUCAUUUACUUCCCGAGAAAUUAAUCGUUCAUGAUCCGGACGAUACUCUGCAUGUCCAUCCUGGUAACUGCCGACCCGCUGAAGAACGCUCUAUUCCCCGCACCUACAAGCUUCAUCUCACCCAAGAGACUCGAGACGCCAUUACUAAGGAACGAGCAAAGCUCAGCGCGGCUGCUAAAGACAAACCCAGGGAAGGUCGUAUUUAUGCCACCGCUUCCGAGGAAAUCAGGACUGGCAAAGUGAAGGAAGGUCCAGUCAUUGAAGCGACUUUCGCAGUGUUCCCCCGUGCCCCACCUACACCUCUUUCUACUCCCGAAGCUCACCUGUACAUCAAUUCUCACGACCGCCUUGGCGAAGGUCACCACUCGUAUGUCUAUCGUGUUGCGUGGGAGAUUCCACGCAGCCUGGUAAUGGAACCGUCCCUCUGUGAAACAUGCAUCCAGGAGGCGCUCUUCAAAAAGCUCAGAGAGGAAGAACCCGAAGCGAAGAUCGACGAGACGCAGCCUCUUGAUAUGCAGAUCGAGGACCUGAUGAUAGCUAUCGCUACGAAGCACGGGAGGCAGGGAAAGAUGUGGAUCGAGGAAAGGAUGAGGCCUGGCGAGGCGGUCAAGAUUCCCCACGAAGAGAUACGUAACCAAGCCCCGACAACGUUCAAAGUCAGCGUCGGAGCCAAACUUUCUGUUCAGAACGACGGCCAUCUCGAACGCGAGGCGAGGAACUACCAAAAAUUCCCCGAGCAUUUCUUCCAGCACUGGAGCGGGUAUAAUGUUAUUGAUCCCCUUCACGAUCCUACGCCUGCGCUUGCGGUCGUACCUCAGUUUUACGGCUAUUAUGUUCCGGAGGAGGGUGAAGCGAAAGAAGGGGAAUACCUCAGUCCAAUUAUGCUCCUGGAAGAUUGCGGCACGCCUGUCAACGUCAACGAGCUGGACAUAGAUGACCGACACGAAUGCGCUUCUUUACUCUUCCGCAUGCAUUGCGAGGGGUGGCUGCACAACUCGUUCUUCCCAAGGAACAUCCUCAUGCAGCACGGCGACAUGACUGAUUGGCCGAUCUUCCGGAAGAAAGAAGAUCGACGCUUCCGUCUCAUAGAUUUCGGACGAUCGCAGUAUUUUCCUCCCGGGGAGUCCAGGAGGAACUUUGGGAAUUCGAGAUCCGUAGAAGAGAUGGAAUGCCAGAAGAUGUUAGAUUAUUAA